Molecule: messenger RNA, 1501 nt
Organism: Xenopus tropicalis (tropical clawed frog)
Lineage: Eukaryota; Metazoa; Chordata; Amphibia; Anura; Pipidae
Gene: slc10a2
Product: solute carrier family 10 (sodium/bile acid cotransporter), member 2
Exons: 6
Coding region: 1-1086 (361 amino acids)
Cellular component (GO): membrane
Source: RefSeq, a predicted model, not a curated record
AUGGAUUUAUAUACUUUAACGACACAGUUAAACCAAACUCAGUUUUCCUGUGAAGAAAAUGGUACCGUUUGUGAUGGUACUUCUUGUUUGUUGCCAGAAGAUAAUUUCAAUAAGAUUUUAAAUACAGUAUUGAGCACUGUCAUUACAUGUAUGCUGGCACUAGUCAUGUUUUCCAUGGGCUGCACUGUGGAUAUCAAAAAAUUCUGGGGCCACAUAAAGCGCCCCUGGGGAAUAGCAGUAGGGUUUCUUUGCCAAUUUGGAAUAAUGCCUCUUACAGCCUUUGUAUUAUCUAUUGCAUUUGAUAUACUUCCCGUUCAAGCUGUUGCAGUUUUAAUAAUGGGUUGCUGUCCUGGAGGCACGAGCUCCAACAUCUUGGCAUAUUGGGUAGAUGGUGACAUGGAUUUGAGUAUAAGCAUGACAACAUGUUCAACACUUCUGGCCCUGGGCAUGAUGCCUUUGUGUCUCUUUCUGUACACCAAAAAGUGGGUCGAUUCUAAUGACAUUGUAAUCCCCUAUGAUAGUAUUGGUAUUUCUCUAGUAACAUUAGUAGUGCCUGUUGGAAUAGGAAUAUUUGUUAACCACAAGUGGCCUAAACAGGCUAAGAAAAUCCUCAAGGUUGGCUCAGUUACAGGAGCAAUUCUUAUUGUGCUGAUAGCAGUCAUUGGUGGAGUUCUAUAUAAGGGAUCCUGGACUAUUGCACCAUCAUUAUGGAUUGUGGGAACAAUAUUUCCAGCCGCUGGAUACACCUUUGGAUUCUUCUUAGCCUAUAUAUCUAAACAAACAUGGAGAAGAUGUCGCACAGUGGCACUAGAAACAGGGAUGCAAAACACCCAGCUUUGUACCACCAUCGUGCAGCUCUCAUUUUCCCCUGACGAUCUUGCCCUAAUGUUCACGUUUCCGCUUAUCUACAGUAUUUUUCAGCUUGUGUUUGCCUUUAUAUUUGUAGGAGGCUACAAGGUGUAUGAGCGAUGCUGUAGGAAGGAAGAGGAAAAUGAAGAAGAAAAUAUUGAAGAAGAAAAUAAACCUAAUGCACUAAAUGGAGAAAUAAAUGAAGGGUUUCAAAUGGAGAACAAAGCUAGCAGCUGAAGACAUUACUAAUGUGCAUGGUUCUGUAGGCUAAUAGUCUAUAUACCUUAUAGUUUUGAAUGACUGAGUCUUCGCUUUAAAGACAAAACAGAGAUUUGUCUUCUGGCUUCUAUGCAAGGCUUUCCAAUAUAGAGAUAUUAUUUGACCAAUUAUUAUUAUUAUACCCAGGUAUUUCUUGAUUAAUAUUGGUCAUUAUCCCUGAAAUAUGGUUAAUAUUGUAUAGGAUGUAUUGUACUGGACAUUGUUUUGUGUAUAUUAAGAUUGCUUUGGAUGGUAUUGUACAAGCCACCCAUAAAAUUUGUACAGGAUGUAUUAUACUGCACCUUUAUUUUAAUUUAUAUAAUAAGAUGCUAUUGUAAAAGUAUUGUGUUAUUUCAAACAUUUUAAAUAAUUUAUAUUAUAGAAUGGAAACUAA